Messenger RNA from Tachysurus vachellii, 625 nucleotides. RefSeq names its product hemoglobin cathodic subunit beta-like. Lineage: Eukaryota; Metazoa; Chordata; Actinopteri; Siluriformes; Bagridae. Bases 69 to 512 code for a protein of 147 amino acids. The record is from RefSeq and is a predicted model, not a curated record. Gene Ontology annotation, biological process: oxygen transport; hydrogen peroxide catabolic process. Gene Ontology annotation, molecular function: organic acid binding; oxygen carrier activity; peroxidase activity. The transcript has 3 exons. Gene Ontology annotation, cellular component: blood microparticle; hemoglobin complex; haptoglobin-hemoglobin complex.
UGAGGGAGAAUUAAAACUCAGUUGAAUCACUUCAUUGGCGCAGUCAAUGCUGACAGAAGCGAGCAGUCAUGGUCCGUUGGUCACAAUCUGAACGGAGUGUCAUUGCAGAUCUCUGGAGCAAAAUCAAUGUCGAAGAGAUCGGGCCUCAGUCCCUGGCAAGAGUGCUGAUUGUCUACCCAUGGACUCAGCGCUAUUUCGGCAAAUUUGGAAAUUUGAACAGUGUAGCUGCCAUCCUGGGAAACCCUUUGGUCAGCGCCCAUGGCAUAGUAGUGCUGAACUCUUUGGACCUGGCAGUGAAGAACUUGGACAGCAUCAAGACGACCUACUCGAAUCUGAGCGAGCUCCACUGUGAGAUUCUCAAUGUAGACCCCGAUAAUUUCAGGCUUUUUGCCGAUUGCCUCACCAUCGUGGUCGCCACCAAAUUUGGAGCCGACUUCAGUCCUGAAAUUCAAGCAACAUGGCAGAAGUUUCUGGCUGUCGUCGUCGCCGCUCUGAGCAGCCGCUACUUCUAAACUUUCCAUCAAGUCUGCUCUGCUUUUAUGUGUUGACAUAACCGCAUUAAACAAAACAAGUUUAAUAAGUCAAUUUAAUAAGAAUAACUAAUAAAAUGUCGGUGUUAUUUUUC